Molecule: messenger RNA, 984 nt
Organism: Trichoplax adhaerens
Lineage: Eukaryota; Metazoa; Placozoa; Uniplacotomia; Trichoplacea; Trichoplacidae
Exons: 11
Coding region: 1-984 (327 amino acids)
Biological process (GO): protein deubiquitination
Cellular component (GO): cytosol; nucleus
Molecular function (GO): cysteine-type deubiquitinase activity; cysteine-type endopeptidase activity
Source: RefSeq, a predicted model, not a curated record
AUGGGUUCUAACUCAUCGCAAUUAGAAAAGGAAAUUGGGACAGAAUUACCCGCUAAUGAGCACUACUUUGGACUGGUCAAUUUUGGCAAUACUUGUUAUUGCAACUCUGUCUUGCAAGCGUUAUACUUCUGUCGCCCUUUUCGCGAACAAGUGUUGAUGUACAAAUCCAAUAACAAGAAAGAUUCUCUAUUAGCGUGCUUGGCCGACUUGUUCAAAAAUAUCUCAUCUCAAAGGCGUAAAAUUGGUGUUAUAGCUCCUAAGAAAUUUAUAGCAAAGCUACGAAAAGAGAACGAUUUAUUUGACAAUUACAUGCAACAAGAUGCUCACGAAUUUCUAAACUACCUUCUAAAUACCAUUGCUGAUAUAUUACAAGCCGCAACCUGGGUUCAUGAAAUAUUUGAGGGAAUCCUAGUAAAUGAAACGAGAUGUUUGUGCUGUGAAAGCGUGAGUUGUAAGGAUGAAUCAUUUCUUGACUUGUCGGUAGAUGUGGAAGAAAAUACAUCUAUAACUAGUUGUUUGAAGGGUUUCUCUUCAACAGAAACACUUCGUAGUGAUCAAAAGUACUAUUGCGAACAAUGUUGUGGUAAACAAGAAGCAGAAAAACGAAUGAGAGUGAAGAAGUUGCCAAAGACGUUGGCUCUUCAUCUAAAACGCUUCAAAUAUGUUGAGGAUCUUCAUCGUUACACCAAAUUAUCUUAUCGAGUUGUAUUUCCUCUUGAAAUAAAGCUAUUUAAUAUGUCCAACGAUGCCACUAACCCUGAUCAAAUGUACGAUCUAUUUGCUGUUGUCGUACACUGUGGAAGCGGUCCGAAUCGAGGACAUUAUAUUAGCAUUGUAAAAAGUCAUGGAUUUUGGUUACUUUUUGAUGACGAUGCUGUCGAGAAAAUAGAACCUAAUGCAAUGGAAGAUUUCUAUGGAUUAGCUUCGGAAACCUAUAAAUCUUCUGCAGCAGGGUACAUUUUAUUUUAUCAAGCCCGGGAGUAA